Messenger RNA from Pimephales promelas (fathead minnow), 694 nucleotides. The record is from RefSeq and is a predicted model, not a curated record. Lineage: Eukaryota; Metazoa; Chordata; Actinopteri; Cypriniformes; Leuciscidae.
AAUGGAAAACAACGAGCAGUCAAAAGUGGACGAAAGAUAUGGAUAUUUAGAAAACUGUGUGUUAAAAACGUUUAAUCUAAAGUCUGACCGCUGGCAAAAAUGUCUUGCCGUAGAAGAACAACGACAGGUCAUUCAGGACUUUUUAGAUAAAACCGACCAGACGACUCUCGUCGUCUCGCUCGACUCCUCCGGACAGCUGAUCCCAAAUCUCGGGUUCUCGGGACGCGGGAAAAAUAAAUCUGUUUAUUUUCUGAAAGAGAGCAAAACAGCGCUGUCCGUCAAUACCAUGAAAACACAUUUAACUUGGGGAAGUAUGUCUCAUUCUCCUUUGGAGGAGUUCUCGGUGCUUCUGGAAGAGCUUGUGGAACCGUAUCUGUCCGAUAUGAGGAACAACCGGGGCGUUCCUCAGGAGAACGAGGAGGAUGAGGAGGAGGAAGAGGAGGAGGAUGAGGAGAAAGGCGAGGAGGGUGAGGAGGAAGAGGAGGACGGCCAUUACUCCCAAUCUCCGGUUUCGGAGCGAGUCUCGCUCAAGCCUGUUGCUCUUGGCUUUCCACCAAAGCGUGAAACUAUGAAAAUCGUCCAGUCAUGGCCUGAAGAGCUCAAACCGCCGGUGUUCUCCAGCCCAGAGAAGCCAGUGGAGAUACCGUCCCACAACUGGAGCUGGAUGUUCCCCGGCUCUGCCAGCGUCAGAUAA